ACGACAAAAUACAGGGAUAUUGAGCUUCUGGAGUUACCUAACGCAGAUCCCGACAGCCCUCCAACAUGGGAAAAGCACAAUGGGGGCGAUCGCGUUCUGGAAAUACAUAUUCAUGAUCCUUGACGCCUAGGAGGAAGCGUUAGAUGGUAAAGUAGCGGACGUGGCCUGUGCGCGUCCCUGCUGCGUAGCGGUGACUUUGGGAGGAGCGGGGCCACGCGUGGGCGGCUGGCGUGCGCGGGGCCGCUCGCCGGGAACGCGGCUGGGGAGCGUGGCCGGUACGUCCCAUGCGUCCUGCACCAUCAACCUCCCGUUUGCUGAUCGGCCGUUUCGCAGGCUGAUCUGCUCUGUGCCAGGAGGGGGGCUUGGGCCACUCUGCACUUUAAGAACAUCCCAGCAGACCUUGCCCUCGAACCUCCCUGUGAUCAGCCAUGGUGAAGUACUUCUUCAAUGAGAUGGACAUCAAGAGCGCAUGGGACCAUGUCGUUUGUGCUUUCUGGCAACGCUACCCCAACCCGUUCAGCGCCCACGUGCUGACCGAAGAUGUGGUGUACCGUGAGGUCACGCCAGAUCACCGGCUGCUCUCCCGGCGCCUCCUGACCAAGACCAACCGGCUGCCGCGCUGGGCGGAAAGGCUCUUUCCCGCCCACCUGUCGCGUUCCGUCUACGUCGUGGAGGACUCUGUCCUGGACCCGGUCAGCAGGACGCUGACCACGUUCACGUGGAACCUGAACCACACAACGCUGAUGACUGUGGAGGAGCGCUGCAUGUUCCAGGAGAACCAGGAGCGUCCUGCUUGGACCAAGCUAACGCGGGAAGCAUGGAUUUUCUCAGGGGUCUAUGGCUUCUCCAGGGCCAUACAGGAGUUCGGCCUGGCCCGCUUCAAGAGCAACCAGGCAAAAGCCAUGAAGGGCUUAGAGCAUGCUCUGUCCAACCUGCAAGGAGAGCCCCCCCAGUGGCUGCACAGGGACGCCGUGAAGGAAGCUUCCGGAAAGGCCAAGGGGGCCGCGUUGGCUGCCUCUGAAACCGCUAAGAACCUCGCCUCUGCCGCCGCCCCCAAGAAGAGCCAGCAGUUUGUGUGACCGGGACGUCCCCUCAGCCGGCAUGGGGUGUGGGGCGCCCCCAUCCUUGUGACAUCACCCCCGGGGCCGCUGUUGCCGCGGUGCUCAGUCCUCCUCCUCACGCCAAUCACCGCUCCUCUACAGUGCUGUUUUUAGUGCUUAGGGCUCCGCCCUGCCACCCUCAGGUUGCACAUUCACUGGGGGCGCGAUCUGAAUGGUCCAGAGCAUCGUUGGGUCGACCCCCCCCAUAGGACCGUGGGCCUUUUUGGCUAGUGAAGAUGACGCCACGUUACCCCUUCAUUCAGAAAAACACGUAGGCGUCUUAUCUUUCAGUCUUUUUAUUGCCUACUAACGAAUUAUUGUAACAACAGCAAUGGCAACCAAUAAGCUAUCAUCCUGUCCUAAGAAUCUGAGUCGCGGCAGCUGUGACUGAAAAGCGUCGUGACGUUUACUGAAGCGUCGUGCUCAGUUCUGUGUAGAAAUGUUCAGCAAAUGCUGUGCCGUGCCUCUUAGUGUCCAAACAUGCUGUAGCCCUCUCAGAUCUGGGGAAGGUGGGGGGGGGGGGUUUGUCACUGUGAUUAGUUUUGGGGGGGGGGGAUCUUUGCAUUCCUUUUUAAGCUGUUCCAACUAACACAGUAGACAUGUUGAUUCGGUGGGUCUCCUUCGAUAUUUUUGCCAUGUUACCAUGGCAUUCAGCCUGUAGUCUGAGGCUGAUCUUGACGUAAUAUAGGAAUCGGCACCAUAAGUUUUGGUGCGGGAAGAUUAGACCUUUUUUUUUUUUUUUUUUAUUAAUAAUUUACUUAAUAACUUAAUUGGAAUAAAAAAAAUGUUUUAAUACA
Molecule: messenger RNA, 1897 nt
Organism: Brienomyrus brachyistius
Lineage: Eukaryota; Metazoa; Chordata; Actinopteri; Osteoglossiformes; Mormyridae
Product: PRELI domain-containing protein 1, mitochondrial-like
Exons: 6
Coding region: 429-1079 (216 amino acids)
Biological process (GO): phospholipid transport
Cellular component (GO): mitochondrial intermembrane space
Molecular function (GO): phosphatidic acid transfer activity
Source: RefSeq, a predicted model, not a curated record